AAAUCUGAUAAACUAUACUGUACACUGCACAUCUGUAUGCAUAUGUACUUACUUACAAACUUUCAUUCAGUAACAAGUACAACAGUCAUUCGCGCCAAAACGUAACGGCUUCUUGCAGACAAAAUUGAUAUGCAUAAAAAAUAAAUCGUAAAGACGUUACUAUGAAAACUGGAGGUUUAGCCGUAGCCGCCGUCGCUUCGGAAAAUUUGGAGCAAGACAAAUCUAAAAAAGCAUUGCAAACUCUUCAGCCAGCAGCCACGGACAAGGAAAAUCUUGUUGGAGUAAGCCGACAAUUAAAAUCCAGUGGCCCUGCUUCAGGUCCUGUCAAGAAUGAGAUGUCAGAAAAAACUAAAAAAGAGGCUCCAAAAAAAGACAAGAAAAUAAAAAAAAUAAUAUUCAAAGAUAAAGCUUGCCAAACUGCCAGAGGGAAUAAAAUAAAAAUAGAAGUUGAAGAUUUGACAUCUGAAGCUGGUCCAAGUGAAGACUACUGGCAAGUGCUAGCGGAAAGAAGGCGCAUUGCUCUCGACGAUGCUUUAGAAGAAAACAAAGGGCUAACUGAGCGCGUUGCUAAACUUGAGGAAGAGAAGAAAAUUUAUAAAGAAAUGCUUGACGAAACUCGAGCCCUCGUAGAAGUCCUUCAGGAAAUGAUUGGAGAGGAUCGUAGUGACAUAAAUAAUUCCCUGGAAGAUACACUAUGAUAAAAUACUUAGUUUUUAUUUAUUUAAAUAUCAAUUUUAUACAGGUAUAAUUAAUUAUUGAACAA
Molecule: messenger RNA, 763 nt
Organism: Cotesia glomerata
Lineage: Eukaryota; Metazoa; Arthropoda; Insecta; Hymenoptera; Braconidae
Gene: geminin
Product: geminin
Exons: 6
Coding region: 162-698 (178 amino acids)
Biological process (GO): regulation of DNA replication
Source: RefSeq, a predicted model, not a curated record